Molecule: messenger RNA, 1124 nt
Organism: Moneuplotes crassus
Lineage: Eukaryota; Ciliophora; Spirotrichea; Euplotida; Euplotidae
Source: the annotation of a GenBank genome assembly
GUCAGAUCAAGAUGAAAAGCCUUCUCAUUGUUUUAGCAAUAUUAUUGCUCUGCAAUAAUAUUCAGGCCAAGAAAUGCAGAGCUCUUGCUCUAUCUGGUGGUGGUGACAAGGGAGCCUAUGAAGCUGCAGUAUUUGUUGGCUUGGUAAAUAACUUGCCAGCUGAAGAAGUUCAAUAUGAUGUACUUACAGGAGUCUCAGCCGGAUCAUUAAAUACACUUGGGCUCUCAGCCUUUGCUCCAGAAGAAAUUGAAGAAGCUAAAGAAUUCAUCUAUGGGCUUUGGGCUAGUAUUCCAGACUAUAAAGCUUUUGGUAAUUGGCCCGGAGGUAUUCUUCAAGGGCUAUUCUUCAAAAAGGGAAUUUUCGAUCUAAACCCAGGAAGGGUUUGGGUUGCUGAUAAUCUCGGAGAUAGAGUAAUCAAGAGAAAAGCCUCAUUUGCGACAGUUGAUGCUAAUGGAGCUACCUAUAAAGUUUGGGAUUACAACGCUACUUAUGAUCAACCCGAAGACUGGCUAGAUUCAGCAUUUGCAUCCUCAUCUAUCCCGGCUGUCUUCCCUCAUGUGACAAGAGGAGAAUAUGAACUUGUAGAUGGAGGAGUUAUUUGGAAUAUUGAUAUCCCUUCAGCUGUCAGAAGAUGCAGAGAAGUCGUAGAUGAUGACGAGGAUAUCAUUAUUGACAUGGUUUUAUGCGGAAAUCAUAGAAUCAAGGAGGUCGAUAACCUCCACAAAUAUAGCACAAUGCAGCAUCUUUUGAGAGGACAUGAGAUAUCAAGCUUCUAUAAUGGAAUGAAUGAUUAUAAUUCAUCACUCCUCCUCUUCCCAGAUGUCAAUUUUAGAUAUUUAAUUGUCCCUUCAGAAAGCCUUUCAGAUUCUUUCCUCCCACUAGACUUUGACCAAAAGACAGUAGACAGAUGCUUUGAAGUCGGUCAGAAGGAUGCUAAAAACGCAAUUACCCUCGGUCACGGAAUCUACGGAGAAGUUGCCCUUGAUUAUGUUGAAAAGAUUAACCUUGGGCAUGAUGUAUGGCUGCAUGAAAUGAUCGAUGAGAAGCUCAGAGAUCUUCAGAAACAACCAAAAUCUGAAUCAAAAUAAUUCUAAUUGGCUCAUCCUCAAUUUUGAACAACAGUA